GGCUGAGGCUGUGCGGCGGCGGCCGGAGCGGUUGGGGCGGCGCACAGGGCGAAGAUGGCGGCGGAGCGGCAGGACGCGCUGAGGGAGUUCGUGGCGGUGACUGGGGCCGACGAGGACCGGGCCCGCUUCUUCCUGGAGUCGGCCGGCUGGGACCUGCAGAUCGCCCUAGCGAGCUUUUAUGAGGAUGGAGGGGAUGAAGACAUUGUGACCAUUUCGCAGGCAACCCCCAGUUCAGUGUCCAGAGGCACAGCCCCCAGUGAUAAUAGGGUGACAUCCUUUAGAGACCUCAUUCAUGACCAAGACGAAGAGGAGGAGGAGGAAGAGGGCCAGAGGAGCAGGUUUUAUGCCGGGGGCUCAGAGAGAAGUGGACAGCAGAUUGUUGGCCCUCCCAGGAAGAAAAGUCCCAACGAGCUGGUGGAUGAUCUCUUUAAAGGUGCCAAGGAACAUGGAGCUGUAGCUGUGGAGCGAGUGACCAAGAGCCCUGGAGAAACCAGUAAACCCAGACCAUUUGCAGGGGGUGGCUAUCGCCUUGGGGCAGCACCAGAGGAAGAGUCUGCCUAUGUGGCAGGAGAAAGGAGGCGGCAUUCCGGCCAAGAUGUUCAUGUAGUGUUAAAGCUCUGGAAGAGUGGGUUCAGCCUGGACAAUGGUGAACUCAGAAGCUACCAAGACCCAUCCAAUGCCCAGUUUCUGGAGUCUAUCCGCAGAGGGGAGGUGCCAGCGGAGCUGCGGAGGUUAGCUCACGGCGGGCAGGUGAAUUUGGACAUGGAAGACCAUCGGGAUGAGGAUUUUGUGAAGCCCAAGGGAGCCUUCAAAGCCUUCACUGGCGAGGGUCAGAAAUUGGGCAGCACGGCCCCCCAGGUGUUGAAUACCAGCUCUCCAGCCCAACAGGCAGAAAACGAAGCCAAAGCCAGCUCUUCUGUCUCAAUCGACGAGUCACAGCCCACUACAAACAUCCAAAUACGGCUUGCCGACGGCGGGAGGCUGGUGCAGAAGUUUAACCACAGCCACAGGAUCAGCGAUAUCCGACUCUUCAUCGUGGAUGCCCGGCCGGCCAUGGCUGCUACCAGCUUUGUCCUCAUGACUACCUUCCCGAACAAAGAACUGGCUGACGAGAGCCAGACCCUGAAGGAAGCCAACCUGCUCAACGCCGUCAUCGUACAGCGGUUAACAUAACCGCCCGCCUGGCCGGCAGCCUCAUCUCCCUCCUGCGUCUCCCACGGCCAGCUGCCCCGCGGGGACCGCCUCUCCCGCCCCUUCCCGCACACCCAGCAGUCCAGUGCCACGUCUCCUCCGUAGCUCUGGGUUCUUAGAUCUCGGUUGGACAUUGGUUUUCUCCUUAGUUGCAUUUCCUGGGUUUUUGUGACGAUCAAUGGACUUUAAAGAAAAAAAAUAAAAAUAACCAAAAAAAUUGAAGGAAUAUCACCAGCAUGUUGUACAGAACCUCUCCCACUGAAGGCAGCUUUGAUUGCUGGAAGAUCACAUUAAUUUCCAGGGUACGUGGGGAGGAGUCUGCCUUCCAUCAUCUCUGCUUAGAAAUUGCUGUGACACACAGCUCCCAUCCACUAGUGUCCACCUGCCAUCCCUGAGAUGACUAGUAGAGGGUUUCCCGCUUUGUUGGGAAGGGAGUCGGGCACUUGAAGAAAGAGGCUCUGUAGCCACUUGCUCCCACAAGAACAAAUCUCUUGCUUAGAUAAAACUGGGCAACAGUAGGCAUGCCUAAAGUGUGAGGUCAGAUCUAGAUGCACACGAGCCCUUUAGGUGAAAAUAAAUACUUCCCUGUGCUCCUUUCACUCAAACCCUGGGAAAUUCAAGCUCCCUGGGCCUUGGCCAACUGGGAUUCUAACUAUGCCACCUGCCCAAGCCCUUUCCUCCCUCAUCUGGGCUACUUGCGCCCCGGAUCUCAGCUGUUCUGCCCUUGUCUGCCCUUGUCUUACUUACUCUACAUGGAGAGAUCUAUACCUGGGAGAUAGGGUGUCUUCUCAUUGGGAAGCUGCUCCUGCCAACCCAAAUGAGUGCAGAAUAAGCAUCUUGGCCUGGAAAAACAGAACCAGAAUGUCACUGAGCUAUCCACUGAUGAUGCAGGGCAAACCACAUGGGAGAGAAGGGAUGGGUUCCCGUUUUACCAGCCCCUUCUGUUAGUGUUUGCCAGAGACUCCUGAGUCCAUUUUGAAGGUGAGUAGCAUCCAUGACUCUGUGCAAGUCUUGUUCCCAGUACUCUGCUCUGCUGCCUUCCCACUGGCAGCAACUCAGGUAGUCUUUCCCCCUGAGAAAGAGCUCCCCCCAGAAGUGUACUUCCUGUGUAAGUUCAGUACAGGAGAAUUACAGGGGUCUUGGAUGAAAGUCUUUCCACUACCCUAUCCACUGAGCCCAACACUGAAUCACCACUGACUCAGAGUCUCCUGGUUUUGAAUCAUCAUAAUAUGCCUCACCCCUCUUCUCAGGCACUCCUUGCCACACACUUUCUCUUUCCUGCUUCACCCCUACGGCGAGACAAGAAUACUACUUCUACCCAGAGCUAGGGAAGGGCUUGGGGUUUCACCCAGUACCCAUCCCGAGUAAGGGAUGUGACUUGGUGUUUGUGAUCACAAACUGGUGGGGGCCUGCCAGGGGCAGCAGGAUCCAUGGCAUGUCUGGCAGGCAGAGGUGACUGGAAACUAGACAUGGGUCUGCAAAAAUUUUGUGAAUUGUUGUCACCUUGGCUAUUAAAAACCAGAAUGAGGA
Messenger RNA from Canis lupus familiaris (dog), 2721 nucleotides. RefSeq names its product NSFL1 cofactor (gene NSFL1C). The record is from RefSeq and is a predicted model, not a curated record. Gene Ontology annotation, biological process: Golgi organization; autophagosome assembly; nuclear membrane reassembly. The transcript is spliced from 10 exons. The coding region runs from base 55 to 1173 and encodes 372 amino acids. Gene Ontology annotation, cellular component: nucleus; cytosol. NCBI's taxonomy places the organism in Eukaryota, Metazoa, Chordata, Mammalia, Carnivora, Canidae. Gene Ontology annotation, molecular function: ubiquitin binding.